Oreochromis aureus is the source of this 1274-nucleotide messenger RNA. RefSeq names its product ADP-ribosylation factor related protein 1 (gene arfrp1). Gene Ontology annotation, biological process: intracellular protein transport; protein localization to organelle; Golgi to plasma membrane protein transport. The transcript is spliced from 7 exons. Bases 288 to 893 code for a protein of 201 amino acids. Gene Ontology annotation, molecular function: GTP binding; GTPase activity. Gene Ontology annotation, cellular component: Golgi apparatus. The record is from RefSeq and is a predicted model, not a curated record. NCBI's taxonomy places the organism in Eukaryota, Metazoa, Chordata, Actinopteri, Cichliformes, Cichlidae.
AUGAUUCAUACAGUGGCACUUCCUGGAUACGUUACACGUAGAGACGGGAUUGUGUUCAGACUUUCAUAGCAGAACUGUAUUUUUAAACGACGGCUUCUCUGACUUGUUUUAUGUGUGCAUACAUGUUGUUCACCCCUAUUCGCACACAGGCAUGUUUAGUGGGAAUAUAAUGAAGCCACAGUGGCGCGUGUUGCUUGUUUAGCCUCAUAGCUAAGCUAAGCUACCUAGCCAACAUUAAGACUAGUGAACACGGACGCGUUUUUGUUUAUGUUUGCUUUUUGUUCAAGAUGUACACUUUAUUAUCUGGAUUAUAUAAGUACAUGUUCCAGAAGGAUGAAUACUGCGUUUUGAUCCUGGGACUGGAUAACGCCGGAAAAACGACUUUCCUGGAACAGACCAAAACAAAGUUUAGUAAGAAUUACAAGGGGAUGACUUUAUCCAAGAUCACCACUACAGUUGGCCUGAACAUUGGCACAAUUGAUGUUGGCAAGGCUCGUCUAAUGUUCUGGGAUUUGGGAGGUCAGGAGGAGCUCCAGUCUCUGUGGGACAAAUACUACGCUGAAUCCCAUGGAGUCAUCUAUGUGAUAGAUUCAACUGAUGAAGAGCGUCUGUCAGAAUCAAAGGAGGCCUUUGAGAAAAUGAUCAGCAGUGAGGCACUGGAAGGCGUUCCGCUCCUCGUGCUGGCUAAUAAGCAAGACGUACCGAACUGUUUGUCAGUGCCCGACAUUAAAACAACCUUCAGUGAUUGUGCUCCAAAGAUUGGCAAGAGAGACUGUUUAGUCCAGCCUUGCACUGCUCUCACAGGGGACGGCGUGAACGAAGGCAUUGAGUGGAUGGUGAAGUGUGUGGUCAGAAACAUUCACCGGCCACCGAGACAGAAGGACAUCACAUAAGAUGUUUGUCAUCACUCCACUGUGAUGACUGUGUGACAUGGGACCUAGUUUCUCCUUGAGGACAUGUUAAGCUCUGGAGCUGAUAACUCUCCUCUCACCCUGUGUUUCCUGUGACUCUUUGGAUUUCUGCUUUUUGGACUUCAUUAUAGUAUUUUUAUCAACAAACAGCUUCAGAUGUACUGUGAGCAGAUGUCUGCCUGUUUGUGCCUACACUUUUUGAAGGUGUGUCGUUUACUUUUGCUGGCUGGGAUCAGUGCUGCAGCAUUUAUAUGGAGCACUUUGAGUGCACAGAAACACUGACACAUUAAAUAUACAAAGCAUUGAUGGGCGCUUAUCUAUUUUUUUCACACUAUCAGAUUCAAUAAACAAUGAUAAGCUGCA